AACUAUAUAUUUGCAAUUUUCGUGAAAAAUCCCACUCCAAUACCUGAGCACACCUCUAUAUCACUUGAGAAAUUGUCAUCAGUAGAGACCCUGAUCUCUAAGAGUGCACAUGUCUACUAAUUGCUCAAAUUCCAGUUAGCUAAAGCUAACUUUAAUAUCUGUGGUUUUCCAUUUCAACGGUUCAAUUUACCCGCCAGCGCGCAGCGCUUCACAAUACACCGUUCACUACAGAUCAAAUAAAUGAAAUUGAAUUAGCAACAAAGUUAGCUUAAGCUUUUUAAAUAUCAACAAGUUUAUAAUGGCGACUAAUUUCAAUCGGUUAACGAGUCCUCCUCCAUCUCUGCAACUGGGUCCCUUUGGGAUGGAAUCAUAUUGGUCAAGAAGAAGUAAUCAGAUUGGAAUUGCUGAUGAAUUGAGGAGAAUUUCCUUGAGACACGCGGAAAUUAAUGAGGAUCACUCAUUUGAUUCUAGCUCAAGUUCUUCAAGUUUAUUUCUUAAUUUACCACAAACAAAUGAUGAGCUUAGUUAUGCAGCACAGCUGAGAGCUCCAUCAAGAAUGAGCAGAACAUAUUCGCAAGAUCAAACUGAGUCUUCUUCUUCUUCUAAUGCCGGGCCAUCCUCGUCGUCCUCAUCGUCAUCAACAUCUUCAAUAUCGUCAUCUCCAGAAACUAUAUCACAUUCAUCUUCUCAAGCAGAACCACCACCGUCUUCAUCGUCAUCCUUGUCACUUUCACCAGAUGCCACAUCGCAUUAUUAUUGCUCCCAGUUGGCAUUAUCAGUGGCUGAAUUAAAUUUACGAAGCAUUUGUGAGGUUCACAACAUCGCAUUUGCCAACUACUGUCAGACCUGCAAUGUGCCAAUUUGCAAGAGAUGUCGAGCUCCGUAUCACAGGACACACGCCACAGUCACUAUCAAGGAAAGUCUCGAAAUCGCAAGACACGAGUCCAUGAAAGUCUUCAGAGAGAUUGCGAACACUUUACAGGAAAUUGAUAGAGACCUUGGAACCAUAACUAUGGAGUACUCGACACUGAAAGACAGAGCGAAACAAACAGCUCAGGAGUUGGACAAAUGUUGGAUGCUUCUGAACGUGACAAUGGAUGACAGGCGAAGAAAACUGUUUCAAGAAAUUGAAAAUGCGAGGAUCUUGAGAAGAGACAUAUUGAAGGAAAAAAUAAAAAGUCUGAAGAACUGCCAGAAGAAAUUGAUCAACUUGUUCAGCGUGCAGCAGUUAGCUCUGACUUCCACAAAUUCGACAAACAAUCCUUUCCAUUUGCGCGUUGCCAAUGGCAAAGCGAUUGGAGUGACAUUCGAAGUUGAAGAGACGCGAAAAGCAGUGAUGGAACUCGAGGAAAGCUGGAUUGGUUUCUCAGGUUCGGAGAAACCUUUACUAGACGCUCUCUCGGCGUUCGGGUCUCUCAAGCUGACUAAUCCAGGACCAAUUGGCGAUCGUCGAAUGAUUCGCGGACGAGGACCUCCCGACGCAUGGCGGGAGCAACAUCCGCUGGCGCCGAAGCCUCAUCCGAUUUCCUCGAGUCCCCGAGGAAGACCGAUCGCCGCGAGCGUCUACCGCGUCGUCGUCUGGUGCGAGAAGCCGCACUCUUCCAUCUUCUACCCUCCACCCAUCAAACUGAUCGGCAAGAACACCGUCGAGCCGGAGAAUCCCGACAACCUCUGCCGACCGUGGGGCGUCGCCUGCGACAAGGACAACAACAUCUACGUCGCCGACAGGUCCAACAAUCGUGUCCUCGUCUUCCGAGAGAACGGCUGCAUCGUCCGCAGAAUCGGCUCCUACGGCGCUGGACCCGAGCAGUUCAACAGACCCGCCGGCAUCACCAUCGACGAGCGCCGUCGCAUCAUCGUCGCCGACAAGGACAACCACCGCAUCCAGAUUCUCACCCUGAUGGGCAACUUCCUGCUCGAGUUCGGCAAGAAGGGCUCCGACCCUGGCCACUUCAACUACCCCUGGGACGUGGCGGCCAACACCGCCUGCGAGAUCGUCGUCUCCGACACCAGGAAUCACCGAAUUCAACUAUUCAGUCCCGAGGGUAUUUUCCUCCGGAAAUUCGGAAUGGACAGCACUUUCGGGGCAUUCAAACUCCUCGAUUCGCCCCGAGGAGUCGCCUUCACUCCCGAGGGAAACAUCAUCCUCACGGACUUCAACGCCCACCGAAUCCUCUGCGUCGACUACAAGUUCAUGAACGCCAAAGUUCUGAACUGCGAGGGUGGCAUGCGGCCCGCCAACAACUUCCACAGACCGCAAGGCGUCAUUGUCGACGACGACGGCAACAUCCUUGUUUCCGACUCCAGAGGCUACCGAAUCAUGGUCUUCAACAAAUUCGGAGCCUUCCUCAACGAAUUCGGCAAGCAGGGCGACGGAAUCGACGAAGUGGACCGCCCCUCCGGCAUUGCUCUCCUCACCGACGGCAGAAUCGUCUUCGUCGACUUUGGUAACAAUCGAGUCGUCAUUCGUUAAUUCAUUUAACCAAAUAAUUUUGGUUUCUCUUACCAAAGUUGACAAAUUUUACGUGCAUGUAACACGUUUUUAACGUGAAUAACUAGCCUUUUAAUUUUAUAUUAUUUAUAAAUAAUUCUCCAAGCUUCACAAGCAACACAAACAACACAAGCAACAACAAGUGCCAUAAAAAAUACUAUGAUCAAUUUCUCUUUUUCUCUAGAAAAAAAUUUCCAAUAAUUUCUUAUAUUUAAGAUCAGGGUUUUUAAUCAAAUUUUUGGAAAAAGUAUCGAAUUUUAAGGGCCUUGGACACUCUGUUUCAAAAAUCAGAAAGAUAACUACGUAUUUGACAAAAACGUACACUAUACUUUUAUUUUUGUUUUUUCAACAAAUUAAAAAUAUUGCGAUACAAAAAAUCAAAAUUUAUUUAUAAAUUUGCUUUAAAGAGAGAUUAUUAAAAGAUUUUAAUAUCCUGAGAUAAUAUUAUUCGUUCAAAAGAAACUUUUUAAAAAAAGAUUUUUUCACUAGUCAUAUGUAUAGAAAUAUAUAAUUUUUGAAAAUUGUAAAAUUCUGCUUAAAAAAGGAAAGGAGGCAAACACUUAUUAAUUGCAGACAUUUUUUUUUUUUUAAUUUACAUCAGAAAUUCAAAAAAUAUGGAAUAACUGUAAAGUGGAUUAUUUCCUGCUAUAUGACAGUUUAAUUGCCAUGUUAACAAAACAAAAAAUGUAUUUAGGCUUUAUAUCCACUUGCAGGGAACAGAAAUAAUUCUUUUUAAAAGUCAAAAAAAAAAAAAAAAAAAAAAAAACUGUCAUUCUGCCUUAAAAUAAAAUUGUGCAACAAUAUUGUUAUCUGGCUUCAAUAAUUGACGAUAAUUGAUAUACAAAUAAUCAGCAGCACAAUUGUAUAGUCUUUUUUUUCAUUUUUUUUUCUUCGCGAAUGAGAGGUGUGAAAGAAAAUUUGUUUUAAAAAAAGUUAAUGAUUUUAUCAAUUUAUGAUUAUAAGUCCAAGUCUUAAAAUGUAAUUUGUAUUAUUAUAUAUUCUUUGAAUAUUUUCCAAUAACUUGGAAAUAAUUAAAUAUAGAAUUUUUAUAUAUAUUUUUUUAAAUUGUAAUGAAUUUAUCACUCAAUUUACUAUCUAUACAUUUAUAUACUGAUUGACGAUAGUAUCAUGUAAUGUUUAUUUUUUAUCAUUGAUCUAUAUAUUCGUCGUAUGUUUAAGGACUAAAUGACAAUAAAAUUUUAAGGAUAA
Leptopilina heterotoma is the source of this 3700-nucleotide messenger RNA. RefSeq names its product E3 ubiquitin-protein ligase TRIM71-like. The coding region runs from base 299 to 2473 and encodes 724 amino acids. The transcript is spliced from 5 exons. Gene Ontology annotation, biological process: protein polyubiquitination; proteasome-mediated ubiquitin-dependent protein catabolic process. Lineage: Eukaryota; Metazoa; Arthropoda; Insecta; Hymenoptera; Figitidae. The record is from RefSeq and is a predicted model, not a curated record. Gene Ontology annotation, molecular function: protein binding; ubiquitin protein ligase activity; zinc ion binding.